Lachancea fermentati is the source of this 1779-nucleotide messenger RNA. NCBI's taxonomy places the organism in Eukaryota, Fungi, Ascomycota, Saccharomycetes, Saccharomycetales, Saccharomycetaceae. The record is from the annotation of a GenBank genome assembly.
AUGUCCCAAGAAGAAGCGACCAAAGCUGCAACUGAAGGUGUUGCCAACCUACACCUCGAUGAAGUUACCGGUGAGAUGGUUUCCAAGUCUGAAUUGAAGAAAAGAAUCAAGCAAAGACAAGUGGAAGCCAAAAAGGCUGCUAAGAAGGCUAAUGCUCAACCAAAACCAGAACCUAAGAAGAAGGUCAACGACGCUUUUGCCGACUUGGAUCCUUCCCAGUACUUUGAGGCCAGAUCCCGCCAAAUCAAUGAAUUGAGAAAGACUCAAAGUCCAAACCCAUAUCCUCACAAGUUCCAUGUUUCUGUCGGCUUGGCUGACUUCUUGCAAAAGUACGCCUCUUUGAAAAGAGGUGAGACUUUGCCUAACGAGAAGGUCUCUAUUGCAGGUAGAAUUCACGCCAAGAGAGAAUCUGGUUCCAAGUUGAAGUUCUACGUCUUGCAUGGUGAAGGCGUUGAAGUCCAAGUGAUGUCUCAGUUGCAAGACUACCAUUCUGAAGCCGAUUACGAAAAGGACCACGAAUUGUUGAAGAGAGGUGAUAUCGUGGGUGUUGAAGGUUAUGUUGGUAGAACUCAACCAAAGAAGGGUGGUGAAGGUGAAAUUUCUGUCUUUGUAUCCCGUGUUCAAUUGCUAACACCAUGUUUGCACAUUUUGCCAGCUGACCACUUCGGUUUCAAGGACCAAGAAACCAGAUAUAGAAAGCGUUACUUGGAUUUGAUCAUGAACAAGGACGCUAGACCUCGUUUCAUUACUCGUUCCAAGAUCAUUUCAUACAUCAGAAGAUUUUUGGACAGCAGAAACUUCGUUGAGGUUGAGACCCCUAUGAUGAAUGUGAUUGCCGGUGGUGCUACUGCUAAGCCUUUUGUCACUCACCACAACGAUUUGAACAUGGACAUGUACAUGAGAAUUGCUCCAGAACUAUUCUUGAAGGAACUAGUUGUCGGUGGUAUGGACAGAGUUUACGAAAUCGGCAGACAGUUCAGAAAUGAAGGUAUUGACAUGACCCAUAACCCUGAGUUUACCACAUGUGAGUUCUAUCAAGCCUACGCUGAUGUUUACGAUUUGAUGGACAUGACUGAAUUAAUGUUCUCCGAGAUGGUCAAGGAAAUUACUGGCUCAUAUGUUAUUAAGUACCACCCAGAUCCUUACAACCCAGAAAAGGAGUUAGAAUUGAACUUUGCCAGACCAUGGAAGAGAAUCAACAUGAUCGAGGAAUUGGAAAAGAGACUCAACGUCAAAUUCCCACCAGGCGACCAAUUGCACACUGCUGAGACCGGCGAAUUUUUGAAGAAGGUAUUGGCUGACAACAACCUAGAAUGUCCUCCUCCUUUGACAAAUGCUCGUAUGCUUGACAAGUUGGUCGGUGAAUUGGAAGAUACCUGUAUCAACCCAACCUUCAUUUUCGGUCACCCUCAAAUGAUGUCUCCAUUGGCUAAGUACUCAAGAGAUCAACCAGGUCUAUGCGAACGUUUUGAAGUUUUUGUUGCAACUAAGGAAAUUUGCAACGCCUACACAGAAUUGAACGACCCAUUCGAUCAAAGAGCCCGUUUCGAGGAACAAGCCAGACAAAAGGAUCAAGGUGAUGAUGAAGCUCAAAUGAUUGAUGAAACCUUCUGUAAUGCACUAGAAUAUGGUCUUCCACCUACUGGUGGCUGGGGUUGUGGUAUUGAUAGAUUGGCCAUGUUUUUGACUGACUCUAACACUAUUAGAGAGGUUCUUCUGUUCCCAACUUUGAAGCCAGACGUUCAAAAGGAAUCUGAAGAAGACAAGGUUAAGACUUAG